This is a messenger RNA of Drosophila montana, 970 nucleotides long. It is a transcript of the gene COX4L, whose product is annotated as cytochrome c oxidase subunit 4 isoform 1, mitochondrial. Gene Ontology annotation, biological process: mitochondrial electron transport, cytochrome c to oxygen. The record is from RefSeq and is a predicted model, not a curated record. NCBI's taxonomy places the organism in Eukaryota, Metazoa, Arthropoda, Insecta, Diptera, Drosophilidae. The coding region runs from base 174 to 764 and encodes 196 amino acids. The transcript has 2 exons.
GCUAGCUGUCAAUUGCCAGAUGAGGAAAAAAAAACACACACACAGUCAGUAAGAUUUAUUUGCCUGAAGUUAAAGCACAGGGCAUCAAUUCGAAAACUGUUCCAUCAAAUUGCCAACAAAAUUUCGAUUUGCUAGCUCGAUAGCAGAAAGUGAACCUACAGUGCGCUUCCAUCAUGAACUCGCUGCGUUGCGCUGGUUUGCGUGUGCCUGGAGCAGCUGCAGCGGCUGUAGCUGCAGCGGCUGCCUGCCGUCCAAGUGCUGGCCGGAUGACAAUGUUGCCGGCUGUGAUGCGCCGGUUCACCCAUCAUGAUGGUACUCGUUGUAUGAGCGGCGAUCGCGAGGUCGUUGGCUAUGGCGUCAAUGGCAAUCCCAUUUAUAUUGAUUGCCCCGAUUUUCCAUUUCCGGCCAUACGCUAUCGCGAGGUGACGCCGGAGAUAUGUGCGCUGCGCGAAAAGGAGCUGAGCGACUGGAAGAAGCUAUCGUUACAGGAGAAGAAGGCAUUAUAUCGCCAUAGCUUCUGUCAGACCUAUGCGGAAUUUCAACAUUUUACGCCCGAAUGGAAGUUAGGUGUCGGCAUCAUUCUAUGGACGAUUGCACUUUCCAUUCUCCUCACCUUUGCGGUCAAUACGAUCUACGAUGAGCUGCCCGAGACCUUCGAUGAGGAGCGCCGUCAGGCUCAGCUGCGUCGCAUAAUACACUUGCAAAUACAGCCCAUAGAGGGCCUGUCAUCCAAGUGGGACUACAGCAAGAACAAGUGGAAGUAGUGUAAUCUCUGCUCCAAUUGUUCGCCACACAUUUGAAUGAAAUGCUGCUGCACAGUAACAUUACCUACCAUACACCCAACCACCCACACACUCACACACUCGCACACACAAACACCCACAUACAUACAUGUUGAGCUUCCUACAAAAAUUGUCAAUCGUUUUUUAAGCUUGUAUUAAAUUUCAUGCAAUAUCCAUGACGAACAUUA